This is a messenger RNA of Lachancea lanzarotensis, 609 nucleotides long. It is a transcript of the gene TMA23, whose product is annotated as LALA0S06e05380g1_1. The record is from RefSeq and is a predicted model, not a curated record. The transcript has a single exon. NCBI's taxonomy places the organism in Eukaryota, Fungi, Ascomycota, Saccharomycetes, Saccharomycetales, Saccharomycetaceae. Bases 1 to 609 code for a protein of 202 amino acids.
AUGGAUAGUAGGGGCUAUCUGAAAGCUUAUGGCUGGAAAGAAGGCGAAGGCUUGAAGCCUGGGGCGCUCAAAAGGCCGAUUUUGGUUAAGCACAAGAACGACAAGAAAGGACUGGGAUCAGCGCCCGGUGGGGACGAUGGAGAAAUGUGGUGGGAGACGUUAUUUGACGGACACUUGAAGAAUCUGAAUGUGAAAGACGGUGGAAAAGGUGGGGAUAUCAAAUUCGAGCAGAAAGACAUACCGAAUAGCGCAGUGGUGAAAGACAAAUCGCCGCUGUACAGAUGGUUUGUGAAAGGUGAGGGUCUGAAGGGUACUAUUGAAACAGACCUUUUGAUCUCUAAGACCAGGAUAGAGGAGAAAGCUGAAGUCAAGAAAUGCGAACGCAAGAAAGACGAGCGUUCUAGUAAAAAAUCCAGUAAGAAAUCGGAUCAUAAGAAGGAUAGGAAGAACGGAAAGAUUUCGAAGAAAAAGACAAAGAAGCAGGAUAAAAAGUCUAGCAAGAGUAGGUCAGACAAAAAGGAUAAAAAAGAUAAAAAGGAGCGCAAGGAGAAGAAACGAAGCAGCAAAAAAGAUCAAAAAAAGCUCAAGGACGGUCGCGAACCGUCUUGA